Dufourea novaeangliae is the source of this 1227-nucleotide messenger RNA. Its product is annotated as ropporin-1-like protein. Lineage: Eukaryota; Metazoa; Arthropoda; Insecta; Hymenoptera; Halictidae. The record is from RefSeq and is a predicted model, not a curated record. The transcript has 5 exons. The coding region runs from base 1 to 1227 and encodes 408 amino acids.
AUGUCCGUUAUCGAACAGUCGACCGUCGGUCAUGAAAUCAUCGUGCCGGCAAGUUUGCCAAUAAUUUUGAAACAAUUUUGCAAGGCGGCCAUACGAACGCAACCGUACGAUUUGCUGAAGUGGUCGAGCUCGUACUUUCGAGCGUUGGCGGACGGCGAGGAACCACCGACUAAAUUGAGACUCGAAUAUCCACCGCCGAGCACCGUUUCCGGAUUGACCCUCGGUUUUCUUAGGAUUUUACUCCGACAGUUCGGAGAUUACAACAAAUCGUUGCCUGUCGAAACGAUCCUACGACGAUGGGACUGCUUGUGCCUGGAUCGACGGGAAUUGAAUCUAAUCAUGAUGAUCGGGAAGUUUCGACGAAGGUGUCAAGUGAAGAAGUUUCUGGCGAUAGCCGUAGGCCUUUUAGGAUCCAGUCUUUUCGAGACGAUGGUCCUGAUUUGUGAAUUAUUCACCCUUGAACCGGAAGGCGGAUCGGCCAUGGUCCCUGUUACGUUGUUCAUGGAAAUCUAUGGAUACCUAGCAGGACUUCGAUGCGACGGCAGCGUAAGAGAUUCGUCGGACGAUGAUCCGACGGAAUUUAUCAUGUGUAGCGAGGCGAACGGCUUUGGAUCAUUAGCCAGUCAAGAUCCCAACGAAGGAAAGUUCUUCGUGGAUCGUGUUUAUUCGGUCGCAAGCCAAGACACGGAGGCGGACGUGAAUUUGGAUCUGGAGUUGGUGUCGAAGGAGGACGUUGAUUCUUCUAGAACUGAUACAACACCGAACUUGAGCGAGAGUUACAAGAAGAUGACCGACGACAAAACAGAACAAGAAUCGUCGAGCGAGGGAACGCUGAAAGUCGAAUGUGACAAUGAGACUUCCGGUGGGGACGCGGAAUCGAGUAAAAAAUCUCCGUUGAACGAAGAAAGAAAGUCGAACAAAAGUGAAAUCGCAUCCGAAAAGGGCACGACUGGUAGUAGUACCGCAGGAGGAAAUGCAAGUAAAAAUCGACGGGUGUUCAGUGCAGAUGAGAAGAGAAGAAAGAAGAAAAUUCUAGAUUCGAGGUUGCUCAAAUACUAUCCGAACGUUCCUGGUAUUGGACCUCGUCUUUCAGCCGAGGAGGUAGCAAGCGUAGCAAUAUGGAUGAGCGAGUGUGCAAGAGUACAGGAAGGUAUGGUUGGCCCGCGAAAUCUUCGACACAUGAAUUGUCCAUCUUUAGAUAGGCAACAACAAAGUUCGAGCUCAUGA